Molecule: messenger RNA, 1872 nt
Organism: Temnothorax curvispinosus
Lineage: Eukaryota; Metazoa; Arthropoda; Insecta; Hymenoptera; Formicidae
Product: AP-1 complex subunit gamma-like
Exons: 6
Coding region: 71-1267 (398 amino acids)
Biological process (GO): vesicle-mediated transport; intracellular protein transport
Cellular component (GO): trans-Golgi network
Molecular function (GO): small GTPase binding
Source: RefSeq, a predicted model, not a curated record
UUGUUUAUUAUUUGUUGGCGAAAUAAAAAUGUGCUUUCGGUUUAAUCUUUUUAAUUGAAUUUUUUAUUCUAUGACAUUAGGUGAUGUACUAGCUGCUAGCGAUGAGUUGAAUCAAGUCUUUGAGAAAUAUACAUCUGUUAUCAUCCUUGGGCAAUUUCCCAAAUCUUCUGCGACAGAAGCUUCUAAGUCGAUUUACAAUGAAACAUCCCUUUUGGACCUAUCGUCUCCUAUUGACACUGUUCCCUGUAAGAGCAGUUUAAGCACGACGCAGGGUAUAUCAUUGACAGAUCAUCGCUCAGAUAUGGAUGUGCUAGGAGAUAUAUUUAAUACACUGGAGAAACCAGUCAAGUCUGAAACAAGUUUCUUGAUGCCAAACACCAUAAUGCAACCAAUCAGUAUCUCGCCUAUGAAUAAAAAAAACGAAAUUAUCAAUACUGAUGAAGAAAAAAUAGACAGUAAAGCAAAAGCACUGGAAGAAUUAAAUGAAUUGGGAGAAACUUUACUUAAACAAAGUUUGUCGUGCACAGUAUCAAGUACACGUUCGUCACAAGGCAAAAUAAGCAGUAAUGUGACAAAAAGUAUCUAUGAUCCUAUUCGAAAACAAAAUUUAUCCUACGAUUCUAAUAACAUGUCACAACAUAACGCAAUGGAACAGCCAUAUACAAGAAACUGUGAAAAAAAUAGUAAUAUGGACAUUUUAGCACCCUCAAAUUCGUCACAAUUUAACGCAACUGCUGAUUUAUGCAAGAAAAGUAGUAAUUCAGAAAUAAUGAAUGCAAAAAUACAGCAGCAGGAAAUGAUGCAAUUACGUAACGGUAUGUCGAAGACAGAAAAUACUGAGCCUGAAAUCAAACCAUUGACUGAUAUCACAAUCUGCCUUGAAGACAUUAAACCAGGAAUAAAUCCACCUCUAACGGUAAUUGAGGAAAGAAAUGACAUUAGUGUGGUGCUUCAUUUUGCUCAAGAUAGCCCUAGAUUAGAUGUAUCUGUAAUAGUAAUUACUACAAUGAGCAAAAACGCAAAGCCACUUAGUAAUUAUUUAUUUCAAGCAGUUGUACCCAAGAAAUGCAAAUGUAGACUGCAGGCGCCUUCUGGAACAAAGUUGCCAGGGCAUAAUCCAUUCCUCCCUCCAUCCGCAAUUACGCAGAUUAUGCUGAUUGCAAACCCUCUCAAGGAGCCGGUAUCUUUGAAGUUUAUGUUAAGCUACACAAUGGACGACGAAACGUUUACAGAAAUGGGAGAAGUGGAUACAUUACCUUAUGUAUGAAGUUUAGUUGACCCUCUUUUGUGAGCUACAUGCAACGCUGCACUCAUAUUUGUCGUGUGUGCCCUCAGUAGAUCGAAAAUGAUAAAAAUGUUAUGAUUACUGCGAUUCAACUAUAAACAAGCAAUUAUAAAAUUGUUAGAUAUUCUACACUUUAAAUUUAGCAUACCAGCAGUUGAACCUCCAUAUUCUUAAUAAUUUCUCUAAUUUUAAUUUUUCUUUUAACCUCUAGUCUUAUAGUUGCUAGACAGUAUGUGGAAAUAUUUGCUGUAUUUCUUUCCGCUAUGUGGCAAGUGUUUUUGCGUUUUGUGUACAGAAUUUAUUUUAAUAUGUAGGACUUGUGCAAAAUGAAAAUGUCGUUUCAGAAUUUGUACGAUGACAUUAUCAUAUAAUAUGUGACCAAAUGACAGAUGUAGAGAUUUCAUGUAAUGAAAUAAUGAAGUAAUGAGAGAACAAGAAGAGGUGUUAAGUUUAUGAAUAUUGUGUAUUGGUAGAAUGCUAAAGGUAUGCAGAAGUCCAAUUAUAACAAUCGGAACAAAUUAAUAAUUAUGAAUGCUAUACAAACUAUUUUAAGGCUCCUGGGUACUCACCGCGGCCAUAUUGAAAUU